This is a messenger RNA of Micromonas commoda, 2467 nucleotides long. RefSeq lists its product with no specific name. The transcript has 2 exons. The coding region runs from base 7 to 1134 and encodes 375 amino acids. NCBI's taxonomy places the organism in Eukaryota, Viridiplantae, Chlorophyta, Mamiellophyceae, Mamiellales, Mamiellaceae. Gene Ontology annotation, molecular function: calcium ion binding. The record is from RefSeq and is a predicted model, not a curated record.
GAGGCGAUGCUCCGCCUCAACGUCAACCCCGCGGAUCCGACACUCGUCGACGAUCUCUUCGCCAAGCACGACGCCGACGGCAACGGCCACCUCGACUACGCCGAAUUCCUCCUGCGGGAGAAGGCUCUGACGUUGGAGAAGGGUUUCCGGGGGGCGCGGACGUGGUUCAAGUACUUUGACCGCGACGGGAGCGGCGGCGUCGACAAGGACGAGUUUCAGAUGGCGAUGAACCAGUUCAACAUCGCGCCAACCCCCGAGGUCAUCGACGAGAUGUUCUUGAGGUACGAUAAGAGCGGCGAGGGCGAGCUGGAAUACAUGGAGCUGCUCGCCGCGCUGGCGCCGGCCAAGGGGCUCUACCAUUCCACCGCCGACAUGCUCGAGUCCCUCGACGUCAACGCCCCGGCCAGGGUGUCCGCUGGGGACGGGGUGAAACAGCCGGCGCGUCUGAGCCUCGGCGCGCCCCGUGCGCACGCGGAUGACCAGGGUAAGCAGCGGCUGAGCGUGAAGCAGUUCAAGCGUAAGCUCACGGAUUGGAUGGCGGCUCGCGGCCAGGGGCUGAUGGCGCUUCGCAAGCUCUUCAAGGAGCUCGAUUACGAUAACAGCGGGUACAUCGACCGCGAGGAGUUCGCCAAGGGGAUUAUGCGCAUGAACAUCCACCCCACCAAGGAGUCCCUCGCCAAGAUUCUCGACUAUUACGACGACGACGGCAACGGCACGAUCGAGUUCGAGGAGUUCAUCGCGUCCGUGCUACCUGACCACGAUUACCGAGGGUACGAAGACGGUAACUGGCAGGCCAUAGCGCACCACGACCCUAAGCCCCCGAACAUCAUGCCCACCUCGCACAUGCUCUACGGCAACCAGUUGGAGAAGCUGUUGAUCGAUAAGAUCAUCCAGGCGAGCGACAAGGGCGGCAGCGCGAGGAAGAUAUUCCGCGAGCUGGACUGGGAUCACAGCGGGACGGUUGACAAGGAUGAGUUCAGGAAGUGGAUCAAGUAUCUGAACUUUUUCCCAGACGAGGGGACGUUCGAGCGGCUGUGGAGAAACUACGACAGAGAUAACAAGGGGUACUUCGAGUACAAGGACUUCGUCAACAAGGUCGCGCCCAAGCACGACCUCAACGCGUCCGUGUUUUAAAUGUGUAGAUGGGCAGCACGCAGUGCCAGUGUAAUUGAUAUUCAAAAGCGAUCCGCUAAUGUAGCGUCACAUCCGACUACGCGAAAGGGUUCUGCUGUUGCUGAUACUGCUGCUGCGGCGCGCCGAACGGAUUAGUCUGCUGCUGCGGCGCGCCGAACGGGUUCGCCUGGUGCGCCGCCGGCGCGGGGGCCGCGAAGGGGUCCUGGGCGGCGAAGGGGUCGAAGGGCGCCGCCGCUGCUUGGGUCGCCGCCGGCGCGGGUUGCGCAAAGGGGUCCGCCACGGCGCCACCCCCGGUGGAGAACAGCGUCUGCAUCUGGUGCCCGUUGGCCUGGACCGACUGCAUCAUCGCGUUGAACUCGUUGCCCGUCGAGCUCACCGGGCCGGAUCCGCCGUUGAAGCUCUGGCCGGGGCUCGGGGGCAUGGGCACCUGAGCGGCGAAGGGGUCGUUGACGGCGUUGGCAGCCGACGGCGUGAACGACGGGGGCGCGGCGAAAGGAUCCUGGGCGGACGGCGCCGGCUGAAACGCGGGGUUUGAGCGGUUUUGAGCGUUGGCGAUCGCGCUCGCGAACGCGUUGGACUGGGAACCGGCGGGCUGGAACGAGUGCUCCUGCGCGGCGGCUGGCUGGAACGACUGCUCCCGCUGCUGGUACGACCGCUGGGGAGGCACCUCCUCCCUGUACUUGUCCGAGAACCUCUGCGGCGCGGCGCCGUCGCCCCCCGUGUUCCUCUUGAGAAGCUCCUUGCGCGUCGUGGAGAUGAUCUGGGUGAAGUGCCUGGAGGUGGCCGGGUCGAACUGGAGGACGUCGGUGAACGGCUUCUUCUCCCCGGGCCUCAGCGCAAACUCCAGCGCGAGUUGGUAGAUCUUGCGGUUGUCCUUCACCACCAGGUACACCUGCUUGAGGUCGACGAUCUUCUUCGUCCACUUGUGCACCACGAAUCCCCUGUCGUCGACCUUGAUGCUCACGAUGUACUGGCCGUGCACCAGGAUGCGACGGGGGUACUUCUUCGUGCUGAACGCGCGGAUGAUCGCCUCGCCGUGCGCCUGUGACGAAAAAAGUGCGGGUUGGGGGGUUUGUUGAGCGAUGGUUCGUGGGGCGGCCCCGAGCUUGGAUCACCGGGAACGUCGCGGUAAAAACGUGCACCGUGGUUAACCGUGUCCGAGUUGACGUUCAUCCUGCCCCGGUGCGCCGACCGGGCGGGCGCGAGCGGACGUCGUCAAAAAAGUCCCGUCUCCCAACCUUUGGGCUGUGGCUGAUGGACGCGGGCGUGUGCCCUUGGUCCAUCGCAGGUGGAGUGGGGUUGACGCGCACCUUAUUGCACUCAAAAAUGUGUC